Hemiscyllium ocellatum (epaulette shark) is the source of this 3518-nucleotide messenger RNA. RefSeq lists its product as uncharacterized. NCBI's taxonomy places the organism in Eukaryota, Metazoa, Chordata, Chondrichthyes, Orectolobiformes, Hemiscylliidae. Bases 162 to 3374 code for a protein of 1070 amino acids. The record is from RefSeq and is a predicted model, not a curated record. The transcript is spliced from 18 exons. Gene Ontology annotation, biological process: protein homooligomerization; endoplasmic reticulum organization. Gene Ontology annotation, molecular function: GTP binding; GTPase activity.
CCUGCACUGUGCAGCUUAUCACUGGGGACUGACUCCAACGUUCUCACUCCUGGAGAGAGCUCGGACUGAGUGAGAGGGUCUGAUCCCAGCUGGAUCUGUCCAGGACCAGCUUCCUGUCUCCUUGCUGCCAGCCCAGGUUACACCAGCUGUUCACCAGAACGAUGUCCCCAGUCUCAGGUGAAUCCCUGCAGCUUGUGCACAUUCAGGAAGAUUCGUUGCUCCUCAGUCAGGAUGCUUUUCGAAGCUGUUUCUUACGAGAGGAUGUGAAGGAUGGUCCAGUCUGUCUGAUUUCCAUCAUCGGGGAAGAGAGGAAAGGAAAAUCCUUUCUACUCAACUAUCUCCUUCGCCGGCUCCGUCAUCUGGAAUGCAAGGACCAGGAGUGGAUGGGAAGACCAAAUGAAGAUCUGAAAGGAUUUGAGUACAAGCCUGGAAUAGACAGCACGACUAAAGGUGUUUUCAUCUGGAGUGAACCGUUCUUCAUGGACUCAGAGCAUGGUAAGAUGGCAGUAUUUCUGGUCGACACAGAAGGCUGUGAUGGUCAUGAACGAAAGAAAAGCCUAAGUGUUCAACUGUCAGCACUCAGUAUGUUGCUGAGUUCAUACAUGAUUUUUAAUGUUGCCUCAAAGAUUAAUCGGACAGACCUGGAAUAUUUAGAGAUAUUUCUGGACAUGGCCCAACUGGUCGGAGAGGUUCUUGACUUGGAUCCUAUUCAGCAUCUGGAUAUCCUGGUACGUGAUUGGGAAUGGUCUGAAAAUUACGGCCAGGAUUCUGGGAAGGGAUAUCUGCUGGAGACAAAGAAGAAAAUUCAGAGUUCCGAAUCCAAAUUAUCUGCACCGCUGGUGAAGCUACUAUCAGAGUGUGAUUGCUUUCUGCUCCCCAAUCCUGGAAAGAAAAUCAGAAAUGGUACCACCGGUCACUGGAAUGACAUGAGUGUGGAUUUCAGGAAUUCCCUUGAUGAUUACGCCUCUUCUGUCCUGCGAUCUUUACCAACCAGUGCACGAACAGCUAGCAGGGGUUCAGUGGUGUCUGGCUUCCAGUUUUUUGAAAGAAUUAAGUUGUUCACAAAAACAAUUGAGAGAUACUCAAAGUACAUCACAACACCACUCGAGAUGAUGAAUGCCAUUCAGGGAUUGAAGCUGCGGGAGAAGCUGCUGCAGGAUUUCCAAAAUUUCUUCCAUUGCUCAGAGAAAGACGAUGACAAUUUCUGCGAGAUCCUGAAAACCUCUCCAAUGUCAAUGAGGGACCAUCUGGAGACGAAGGCCAAUGAGCUGGUGGAGAAAUUUAAGCAGCAACUGGAAGUGGGUGAGGAACAGAGAGAGCGUGAGGUCACGGAGUUGGAUAAUCUCCUGAAGAAAGAGACUGAGAACUUCUGCAAGGCUUAUACGGCAAAAUAUAACUGGGCCAUUGGCAACCUGAGGCAAACGUUGUUGGAGGAGUUUGAAUGUUUCAUCGAACAGCAGGAAGUAAAUGACAACAAUAUCUCUGUGAUCCUGAAAAUCUCUCCAAUGUCAAUGAGCAACAGUCUGGAGAUGAAGGCCAAUGAGCUGGUGGAGAAAUUUAAGCAGCAACUGGAAGUGGGUGAGGAACAGAGAGAGCGUGAGGUCACGGAGUUGGAUAAACUCCUGAAGAAAGAGACUGAGAACUUCUGCAAGGCUUAUACGACAAAAUAUAACUGGGCCAUUGGCAACCUGAGGCAAACGUUGUUGGAGGAAUUUGAACGUUUCAUCAAACAGCAGGAGGUAGAUGACGAUGCUGAUAUCUCUGCGAUCCUGAGAACCUCUGCGAUGUCAAUGAGGGACCGUCUGGAGAUGAAGGCCAAGGAGCUGGUGGAGAAAUGUAAGCAGCAACUGGAAGUGGGUGAGGAACAGAGAGAGAGUGAGGUCACGGAGUUGGAUAAUCUCCUGAAGAAUGACACUGAGAACUUCUGCAAGGCUUAUACGGCAAAAUAUAACUGGGCGAUUGGCAACCUGAGGCAAACGUUGUUGGAGGAGUUUGAAUGUUUCACCAAACAGCAGGUAGUAGAUGUCAACGAUAUCUCUGUGAUCCUGAAAACCUCUCCAAUGUCAAUGAGGGACCGUCUGGAGACGAAGGCCAAGGAGCUGAAGGGUGAAUUUAAGCAGCAACUGGAAGUGGGUGAGGAACAGAGAGAGAGUGAGGUCACGGAGCUGGAUAAACUCCUGAAGAAAGAGACUGAGAACUUCUGCAAGGCUUAUACGGCAAAACAUAACUGGGCCAUUGGCAACCUGAGGCAAACGUUGCUGAGGAAGUUUGAAUGUUUCAUCGAACAGCAGGAGAAAGAUGAUGACAAUUUCUGUGAGAUCCUGAAAACCUCUCCGAUGUCAAUGAGCAUCAGUCUGGAGAUAAAGGCCAAGGAGCUAAAGGGUGAAUUUAAGCAGCAACUGGAAGUGGGUGAGGAACAGAGAGAGCGUGAGGUCACGGAGUUGGAUAAACUCCUGAAGAAAGAGACUGAGAACUUCUGCAAGGCUUAUACGGCAAAAUAUAACUGGGCCAUUGGCAUCCUGAGGCACGCGUUGCUGAGGAAGUUUGAAUGUUUCACCAAACAGCAGGACUUUAGAGACGAUCGCAUGAUAUUUAGAAACAGUCCGAGUUCUGUCUCGAACCUAUUGAACAAGAAGCUAUGUGAGCUCUGUGACGAGUUUGAAAGGUUUCUGAACAACUACACAGGGAAUGGCGUACCUGAUCUGAAAGGAGUACUACAGGAGGAGCGAGAUACCUUCAUGAAAACUUAUCAGGCAAAAUUUGACCAGGCUGUUCAGAGAAAAAUUAAGGAGAAAGUUGAAGAUCUUUGUGCUUAUUAUGACAAGAAGAGUGAUAGUGUCUGGAAGAUAACGAAGACAACAGGAAAUGCGAUGAGGGAUAAGCUGGAGAGGAAGACGAUGAAACUCACAGCAGAGUUUGAACGGAGUGUGACCGGAAAUGAGGAAGAAAAGAGAACGGCCUUAGCGGGGAUGGAGACUGGAAUGAAGGAAACGGUCCGACGUCUGUCUGAACACUUUGAUAACGAACGCAGUGAUGUUUUGUUAGCUAUGGGGACUGCAGUGGCGGUAGGUGCUGUGGCAGCAGUUGGGGCAGGUGGAGUUGCGUCUGUUGUGAUAGGAAGGGUUGCAGCUACUGCUGCAGUUGCUGUUGGGCCUGGAGCUGUUGUUGGAGCUGCUGCUGGAGCUGGAGCUGCUGGAGCCGAAGCUGCUGGAGCUGGAGCUGCUGCUGUUGGAGCUGCUGCUGGAGCUGGAGCUGCUGGAGUUGGAGCUGCUGCUGUUGGAGCUGCUGCUCGUGGAGUUGUUGCAGCUGUUGCAGCAGUUGGAGUGAGCUACGUGGUGGCUAAAGCGCAGCAGAAACCUGAGAGGAGAACAUAGAGAUAUAAGAGGGUCUGAGUGAUUUCAGACACAGUGGGUGUUACUCUGGGUUUGAGAGCAGACACCCACAUCAGUUCCUCUCAGUAAGUUUCUGUCUGUAUGCAUUGGUGUGAUAUAAACUCAUUAAAAACCAUUCCCAGUAAA